AUGAUCUCGCUCGGCAAGAUCGCUGCCCUCGCGUUCUUUACGCUUGGUAUCGUCGCCUCUACAGUCCCCACUAAGCGCCAGAGCGACUUGACUGCCGUCGGCGUCCUCAACAAUCUCGCCGAUGAAAUCACUCCCAUCGCUGCUCAAUUCACUUUCCUCACGCCUGCGAAUGCGACCCCAGCCAACGUGCAAGGCAUCCUUGACCAGAUGAACCCGUUCUUCGUCGAUACAUCGGCUAAGAUUGGGGCCGCCCUUCAAGCUCAAUCAGCCGCCGACGUGAGCGCAACGAUGCAGGCCAUGGCCGAUGUCAUCAACGCUGUAUAUACACCCAUGCGCAAGCUCUCUGCCACUGCAGGCAUUUCCGUCGAGGUGUUCCUGCCCUCAAUUGGGACCUACCUUAACCAGUUCCUUCCCGCGGUAUUCGUCGCCUUUCUCAACUCUCUUUCUUGA
Molecule: messenger RNA, 450 nt
Organism: Peniophora sp. CBMAI 1063
Lineage: Eukaryota; Fungi; Basidiomycota; Agaricomycetes; Russulales; Peniophoraceae
Source: the annotation of a GenBank genome assembly